Molecule: messenger RNA, 1304 nt
Organism: Ictalurus furcatus (blue catfish)
Lineage: Eukaryota; Metazoa; Chordata; Actinopteri; Siluriformes; Ictaluridae
Gene: lyrm9
Product: LYR motif containing 9
Exons: 3
Coding region: 245-529 (94 amino acids)
Source: RefSeq, a predicted model, not a curated record
AGUAGUAGUAGUAGCUGUUGUUGGUGCUAUUUGUUUGUUUGUUUGUCUUUAACGCCUAAGUACAAAUGAGACUUUUAGUUUGAAAUUAAUACACAGGCGACACAGGCACACGAACACCGGAAGGUACUUUAGGAAGAAUCAUAAAUACACUCUCACUGCAAAUAUAACGCGCUUAAGCAGGGAGAAGGAGCCACUUUAUUAUACUCUAUCAGGGAAUCUAAGGAGUCAGUGUGAGCCGGUGAGAAUGGCGCCACUUCCGGGUGCGGAGCUCGUGCGGACUCCGGUGCAGCUUUACCGCUACCUGCUACGCUGCUGCAAACUGCUGCCCAGUCCGGCCAUGCAGACACACUACCGACACACUGUCCGCCAGAGUUACAACAGCCACGCAGAUGAGGACGACCCAGAACGAAUUCGCAUGAUCGUCCAGCGAGCUAUUUCUGAUGCUGACUGGAUUUUAAACAAGUAUAUCAAAAAGACAGGUUCUCCAGGUCAGGAUGAAACAGGACAAAACAACUCUGAUCGAAGGUGAUGCUACGCUGGAUUACUUUAAACCCCAUAGAAAGCUAUACUGUGUUUAUUACCAGUCACUAUUGUAGACCAGGGUUCCAAGGGAAUAAUGAAACAUUUUUAAUACCAUAAAUAUAUAAUACAUAAAAAAAUAAUAACUGUAAAUAAAAAUAACUUAGUACAUACUGACCAAUUGUAUAUUUGUGUGAAAAUGUCAUACAAACAAUUCAGUUGAACCAUGCUGUUAGCUUAUGGACCUCUGGUUGCAUCAUGUGAAUAAUGUGUAUUCAUUUCCAUUGUAUAUAAUGAAUAUCUAAUGAACAUCAUGAGCUCUGAUUUGGCAGCACUGAUGAAAUCUAUCGCUGAACUCUAUGAUUGUUUUUUUUUCUCUCAUUUGAACACUGUCUGACCAUUGAAAUAAUAAAACAUAAUCAUACCCAGUGAACAGCAGUGACUAAUGGCAGACAAACAUGGUGUAUGUGCUUUAUUAAAUAAAGUCAUGAAUCAGAAUAUCCUAGGCCUCUUAUUUUGUAGAAUCUUUUAUUUGGUUCUCUAGAACUCAGUUAUAAAUCUUGUACAGUAGCUGUUGUUAAUAAUAACUUAUAAUAAAUAUGAUAACCAGAUCUUAAUCCUCUGUACACUUGGUCUAUAGAGAAGUUGGACAUUUAUCGCUGAUAUUUGCCUGACAGUGACUCCUGUUACUAUUAAAAUAAAAUGUUCAUACAUAAAGUAAUUGUUUUGCAUUGUGUAAAUUAUUACACAGGCAUAUUGAUUUGGGUAAUUUGUUGAAAUGGUUG